AUGCCGGGCUUCGACUACAAGUUCCUGGAGAAGCCGAAGCGGCGGCUGCUGUGCCCGCUGUGCACCAAGGCCAUGCGCGAGCCCGUCCGCGUCUCCACCUGCGGCCACCGCUUCUGCGACACCUGCCUGCAGGAAUUCCUCAGCGAGGGGGUCUUCAAGUGUCCAGAGGACCAGCUGCCCCUUGACUACGCCAAGAUCUACCCAGACCCAGAACUGGAGGCUCAGGUCCUGAGCUUGACUAUCCGGUGCAUACACAGCGAGGAGGGGUGCCGCUGGAGCGGGACCGUCCGCCAUCUGCAGGUGCACCUUGGGACGUGCAGCUACAACGUGGUGCCCUGCCCCAACCGCUGUGGGGCCAAACUGAGCCGCCGGGACCUCCCGCCCCACGUGCAGCAUGACUGCCCCCAGCGCCACCUCAAGUGCGAGUUCUGCGGGGCCGACUUCACGGGGGAAGCCUAUGAGAACCACCAGGGCCUCUGUCCCCAGGAGAGCGUCUACUGUGAAAACAAGUGCGGCGCCCGGAUGAUGCGGCGGCUGCUGUCUCAGCACAUGCUCUCCGAGUGCCCCAAGCGGACGCAGCCCUGUGGCUACUGCAGCAAGGAGUUCCUGUACGACACCAUCCAGAACCACGAGUAUCAGUGCCCGCGUUACCCCGUGCCUUGUCCGAACCAGUGUGGGGUGCCCAGCAUCGCCAGGGAAGACCUCAGCGGGCACUUGAAAGAGAACUGCACCACGGCGCUGGCGCUCUGCCCCUUCAAGGAAGCUGGCUGCAAGCACCGGUGCCCCAAGCUCUCCAUGAGCCGCCACCUGGACGAGAGCACUAAGACGCACCUGGGCCUGAUGUGCGCCCUGGUGGCUCGCCAGCGGCAGGAGCUGGGGGACCUCCGCCGCGAGGUGGAGGAGCUGGCGGUGGGCAGCGAGGGCGUCCUGAUCUGGAAGAUCGCUGACUACGCCCGCAAGCUGCAGGAGGCCAAGGCCCGGAGCAACUUUGAGUCCUUCAGCCCUCCCUUCUACACCCACCGCUACGGCUACCGGCUCCAGGUCUCGGCCUUCCUCAACGGGAACGGCAGCGGCGAGGGCAGCCACCUCUCGGUCUACAUCCGCGUGCUCCCCGGCCAGUACGACAACCUCCUGGAGUGGCCCUUCGCCUAUCGGGUCACCUUCUCCCUCCUGGACCAGAGCGACCCCUCGCUCUCCAAGCCGCAGCACAUCACUGAGACCUUCUUGCCCGACCCCAACUGGAAGAACUUCCAGAAGCCUGGGGUGGGGCGCACCUCCCUGGACGAGAGCCUGCUGGGGUUCGGGUACCCCAAGUUCAUCUCCCACGAGGACAUCAAGAAGCGCAACUAUGUGAGGGACAACGCCGUCUUCAUCAAGGCCUCGGUGGAGAUCCCCCAGAAAAUCAUCUCCUGAGCCCCUUCCUCCUCAGAAAGACUGGAUUAAAUCAGUUCACUGCUUUG
This is a messenger RNA of Lacerta agilis (Sand lizard), 1460 nucleotides long. RefSeq names its product TNF receptor associated factor 4 (gene TRAF4). Gene Ontology annotation, biological process: activation of NF-kappaB-inducing kinase activity; signal transduction; regulation of apoptotic process. Gene Ontology annotation, molecular function: zinc ion binding; protein binding. Lineage: Eukaryota; Metazoa; Chordata; Lepidosauria; Squamata; Lacertidae. The transcript has 7 exons. The record is from RefSeq and is a predicted model, not a curated record. Bases 1 to 1413 code for a protein of 470 amino acids.